AUGGUAGUAAAAUUUGUAGAGAAUGAGGAGGUUGGGGCAAUCACUACACAUAGUGGGAUUCAACUUCCAGAAAUCACAGUCGAAAGAUGGGUUAAGGCAAUCGUUCCUGUCAAACCUUAUGGGCUUCCUAUCUCGUUUCCACAGAGAUUACAAAAGAGGAAGUUGGAAGAACAAUUUACAAAGUUCUUGGAUAUCUUCAGGAAGCUUCAUGUCAAUAUCCCUUUGAUUGAAGCUUUAUCUCAAAUAUCAAACUAUGCAAAAAUUUUGAAGGAGAUCCUAUCGAAAAAGAGAAGGCUUAUAGAUUUUGAAACCAUCAAGUUAAAUGAGGAGUGUAGUGCCAUCUUGCAGAACAAAUUACCUCCUAAGCUACAAGAUCCAGGGAGUCUCAAAAUACCUUGCUCAAUAGGGAAUGAUUCGAAUUUUAAUUGUUUAUGCGACUCAGGACCAAACAGAUCAAUUAAAUACCCACGAGGAGUGGUUGAGAACGUGCUCAUUAAAGUGGGAAAUUUCAUAUUUCCCAUUGAUUUUGUUGUCCUAGAUAUAGAAGAGCCAUGGUAUGUAGUGUUAAUUAUCUUGGGCAGAUCCUUUCUAUCAACAAGCCGAGCUGUCAUGGACUUUGAAUGUGGCGAAUUGACAUUGAGAGUGGAAGAUAAGCAAGAGAAGUUCAAGAUCUACAACACUAUCGAGAAUCCAUUACAUGAAGAGAUCAGCAAAAAGGUUAAGGAAUAG
Messenger RNA from Olea europaea var. sylvestris, 729 nucleotides. RefSeq lists its product as uncharacterized. The coding region runs from base 1 to 729 and encodes 242 amino acids. NCBI's taxonomy places the organism in Eukaryota, Viridiplantae, Streptophyta, Magnoliopsida, Lamiales, Oleaceae. The transcript is spliced from 3 exons. The record is from RefSeq and is a predicted model, not a curated record.